CUGACGUUACGUCGCAGCCUUGGUAAUGGCAAGUGACAGAGGGUGAGGAAGACCAGACGAAACUUUUUCAGCUACUAGUUGUUGUUGGUUGUUUUUAUGCUUGAUAACAACGGCAGUGUCAGAUUGUCUUACUUAUUCAGUCAAUUGCGUUUUUUGUCGUUUGAGUGAGAAUUGACCGUCUUCCGUGUUAGGCUAACUAACGUUAAAGUCGUGAACGGUGGUCGGUCGGUCACGAAGUAAGCUGAAAUACACCAGAAGUUUGUACGACUUCGAGUUAAAUACGUAGCGACGCCGAAGAAAAGAAGCUAUGACAAACAGAGAAGACGAAUAUGACUAUCUUUUUAAAGUGGUGCUGAUCGGAGAUUCGGGUGUAGGGAAGAGUAACCUGCUGUCCCGCUUCACCCGAAAUGAGUUCAACCUGGAGAGCAAGAGCACCAUUGGGGUGGAGUUUGCCACACGCAGCAUCCAGGUAGAAGGCAAGACCAUCAAGGCUCAGAUCUGGGACACCGCUGGACAGGAGCGAUACAGAGCUAUCACUUCUGCGUACUACCGUGGAGCAGUUGGAGCUCUCUUGGUUUAUGACAUUGCCAAGCACCUGACAUAUGAAAAUGCUGAGCGCUGGCUGAAGGAACUGCAGGACCACGCAGACAGCAACAUAGUCAUCAUGCUAGUGGGCAACAAAAGUGAUCUACGCCACCUAAGAGCGGUGCCAACAGAUGAGGCCAAGGCCCUUGCAGAGAAGCAUGGCUUGUCUUUCCUGGAGACAUCAGCGUUAGAUUCAUCUAAUGUGGAGCUGGCUUUCCAGACUAUUCUCACAGCCAUCUACAACAUCGUGUCACAGAGGCAGAUAUCAGGGCGAAGUGACUCAGACUUCUCACCAGCCUCCAACGUAGUGCCCAUCACGGUUGAGCCCACCCAAAACUCAGCCAAUAAGGGCGUCUGCUGCCAGACCAACUGAGACCUUACCACUGACCUCCUCCUUCACCUCCAGGCAAUGGGAGAAACAGAUAGAGAAACAGAGACAGACAGUUGGACAGGGAGAAUGGAGAGACAGGUAGUGAUGAUCAUUUCACACAAGGACACUUGUACUGGGUUUGUCUAUUGUCAGGAUAAGAAAACAGUCUGAAGAGGGGGACCAGUGAAGAAGGGAUAGUACAGAAGUUUAGACAGGGGGUGUGGUGUGGGAGGAUAAGUAUCAACGGAAAGGAAACGGAUGAGAUACCCAAUGCAUACCCAGUGCAUUAAGCUUUUGAAAGAGGUACAUGAUCCGAACUGAUUUACAGUCUCAUGAAAAAUUUAACACAUUAUGAGAUCCCUUUUUGUAUCUCAUCACGAUUUCUGUCUUUGAAAAUUCUCCUCCCUUUUUGAAAGUUCUAUUUACAAGCCAGUAAAUGCUUUCUCUCAGUUUUCCACAACCAGGAUAUUUGGCAAUAUAAAUCCACAUGCAAAAGGCUGAACUGCAACCCCUCUGUCGCCACUGUCAUUCCCAUUUUUCAAAUGUAUAAUAUUUAGAAAAUAAUGUUCCUUACAAUAUUUAUUGAACACUAGAUUAAGGACUUGUUUGACCAAAGGGUUUGCAAUUUAACACUAUUUGAUUUAGAUUUUCCACACUGAUCGCUUUGCAGUAAAUGGAGCUCUCUUGCUUUUUAUAUCUCUGUGUGAAGAGGUUUAUAAGGGCAACUACCCCUCACGAGGAACAAAUGCUUAAAGCCAUUUUUCCUAAAUGCACAUGCUGGAAUUUAUUCGAAGUUGGUUGGUUCAAGUUGUGUUCCACCGGGCCAAUAACAUCUCUCCCUACCAGUGACAUGCAAUGUAUUUUUGAUUGCUUUUGAUCUUUGUUUGGAAUGCUUUCCUUCUCUGUGCACACUUUGUACUCUACAGAUGAGUCAUGCUCUUGCAGCUUCCCCAUCUCACUUAGAGUUAACACUGUGCAAAGCUUGCAUCACUAGUGAAUGGGUUAAGAUAAGUGAGAUGGCAGUAUUGGCUCUUAUGACUGUUUCACCCCUGCCCUGAACCUUCAGUAGUGGGUGAGAUUUGGGAAUUGGUUUAAAUGCAUGGACAACCCUGUGCUGCUGCUUCUGCUCGCUGGGAUAGAUGGAUGGAUAGAUGGAUGGAUAAUGUUUCAGGGGAUGAGGUAGUGAGGGCACUCAGCCCUCCCCUGCUCCUGUGGUCUCUGAUGUACCCGAGAUGGCUUGUUUUACUGUAAGUGAAAUCCUCCACUGCCUGCUACCUACUCCUCUCUGUCUCUCUCUACACUGUAUGUAACUGGAACAGGACUCUGCCUUCUGGGAUCUCCCUGAGCUCUGCCCUCACUCUCACUUUCUGUAUUUCCUGUGGAGGGGGCGGGGGUUGUAUUUAGGAGCCAGGAUUGGGUUUGUUAGUAUCUAAUAGUUUAAUAGAUGAGAAAAGAUGGUAGUCUUAGGAGGGGUUUAAUUAAAUCCAAAGGUUAUGCACACAGAUGGUGUUUAUCCUGGUUAUGCGUUUCCACAUCAACACAAACUUUUGUUGACUUCACAGGUCUUAAACUGGGUGGUGUAGGUUAGGGCUUUUUAAACAUUUAUUCUAAUAUAUGUAUAUUUGGACUGCAUAUGUAUAAAUAAAUCUCAUUUGUUAUAGCCUG
Molecule: messenger RNA, 2620 nt
Organism: Cottoperca gobio
Lineage: Eukaryota; Metazoa; Chordata; Actinopteri; Perciformes; Bovichtidae
Gene: rab11al
Product: RAB11a, member RAS oncogene family, like
Exons: 5
Coding region: 308-958 (216 amino acids)
Molecular function (GO): GTP binding; GTPase activity
Source: RefSeq, a predicted model, not a curated record